Messenger RNA from Oldenlandia corymbosa var. corymbosa, 937 nucleotides. Lineage: Eukaryota; Viridiplantae; Streptophyta; Magnoliopsida; Gentianales; Rubiaceae. The record is from the annotation of a GenBank genome assembly.
GCGAAAAAAUAUAGAAUAAAUAAAUCGGUCUUAAUAAUUCUUACAAAUUCUCCCACCGAAAGAAGAAGCCGAAGAAGGCUUUUUCCUCCUCUUUCAAACUCUGUAGUAGCAGAGCUGUGAAUUAGCGAUCCAAUCCAACUCAGAGUUUUGAAAUGGAGUCGUAGCAAACCUGCGUCGAUAUUCUCAUGUCCGACCAGGGAGACGGUCGUGUGCUCGUCGCCGCUGCUAUCCUCGGCCAUGGCGGCUCCGUUUGGGCCCAGAGUCAAGACUUCCCUCAGUUCAAGCCUGAAGAAAUGGCUGCGAUCAUGAAGGAGUUUGAGGAACCCGGCACACUUGAGCCAACAGGCUUGUUUCUGGGCGGCACAAAAUACAUGGUGAUCCAAGGUGGGCCAAGAGCUGUAAUUGGAGUGAAGAAGGGUACCGGAGGUAUUGCAGUUAAGAAGACUGGAGAGGCUCUAGUUAUUGGAAUACAUGAUGAUCGGAUGACUCCAGCCCAGUGCAACCGGGUUGUUGAGAGGCUUGGAGAUUACCUUAUUAAUCAGGGACGUUAAGCACUCUCUUGUUUAAGAACACGGGUACAGCUUGUAGAUUCCUUUGGUGGCUUUUCUUUUUUGCAAGUUUGGUAUUAGGGCUUGCAGCCAGCUGAACUUGUCGGGUUUGGAAUCAUGCGCUUCCACGUUCUUGAAAAAGUCAACUUGUAGCUGUCUCGGUUUUCGUCCUGGAAUUUUCGACACUUUCUUGUGUAUUUUUAUUUUGUCAUGAUUGAAUUUUUCUUUUUUCCAUUUUCAUUUGGCCUUUGAACUUGAUUUGCACACUAUAUUUGGCUUUGUUACUGGUGGUGGAAUAAAUGAAUAUUCAUACCGAUGUACUCGAUCGAAUACCUCUUUCUUUUCUUAAAGGCUUUCCCGAUUGAAAUUACUGAGAUUUAACUAAGAAG